AUGUGACGCAGACUAAAUACAAUGGCGGCGUGCGUCUUGGAAACCACUUUUGGAUGCUGUAGCACAACUUGAACCUCUGAGAUGAUGAUACAUAUAAAUUACUUCACCAUGAAACUUGUAUACGUGUAUUUUUAAUAGAAACAUUUAACAGAGGGAGCUUUUACGAUGGCGAUGGAACUGGACGAGGCACUUGUUUUCCUGGGUGAUUUCGGUCGCUACCAAACCUUAAUCUACUUGCUGAUAUGCCUCGCAGGUCAGGUUCCGUCAGCCUGGCACAUGCUGGGAAUAUCCUUUCUGGGGGCAGUGCCGGGUCAUCACUGCAAGGUACCGGCGGGUGAACAGCUCGAGGAGACGGUACCAAAGGUUACCGGGGACAACGGUGAGGAGUACUCGAAAUGUUUCAAGUACGUGAACAUUACGGUGGAUAAUGAGACGAUGCCUUGCGACGAAGGAUGGAAUUACGAUCAAACGUAUUACGGGAACACUGUUGCUACCGAGUGGGAUCUAGUUUGCGAGAAGGAUGCCUCUGUGGACCUGAGUCAGACCAUCUUCAUGUUGGGUGUGAUGGUGGGAUCGUUGCUCUUUGGCCAGCUCUCUGAUCGCUUCGGCCGUCGGUACGUCUUUUUCCUCUCCCUGUGGGCACAGGUGGCGUUCGGCGUUGGUGCGGCGUUUACUGGCAACCUUUACGCCUUCAUAGCGGUGAGGUUUUUUGUGGGCGUUAUCGAACAGGGCGUGGACAUCACAUCCUACGUCAUGGUGACCGAAAUGUUCUCGCCUUCCAGACGAGCCUUCGCUGGUAUUCUGCUAACGCUCUUCUGGGCCAGCGGUAUCAUGUCUCUUUCAGGCAUAGCAUACUUACUGCGUGACUGGCGCCACCUACAGCUCGCCAUCACGCUACCCAGCUUGCUUACCAUACCGCUGUGGUGGAUUAUUCCGGAGUCUGCUCGAUGGUUGAUUUCGCGGGGUCGUGUGCACGAGGCGGAGACCAUACUACAGAAGAUCGCGCGGUUCAACAAGGUGGAUCUACCCGAUGGUGUGCUCACCGAAGACAGCAGACCGCAUCGUUUCUCGCUGUCCGGGUUCGAAGGUCGAAAUUUUUACUUUUGCCACGGUUCGAUAGUCCUGAAAUUGUGCCGGCCAUGGUGUAUGCUUCUUUGGGGGAUCCAACGAAACACACGCGUACAGAAAUCGGUGGCUUUUUGGAAUCUGAGGAUAUCAAUGUCAUUAAAUCGUUUAACAGCUGCCUCCACAAAUGCCAAAUCACUUAAAAUUUGUGAUAAUGCAAUAUUAUACACUUUUAUUUGCGAUGUCCUGAUCUUGAUGUUCUGGCUGUUCACAAAAUGCCAGUCUGUCAUUUCCCUUUCGAAAUCCACGUGCAAAACACAAGUCCUGUUGAGAGAGAAAAUCUCAGUCCAUAUUACACGUACAUGGCAGGUGUCUCCUUUUCGCCAUAUUUUAGACAAAGGUCCUCCGAGCUCCAACGACCCAUCACCAUCGUCCCACGUUCAAGCCCCUACCCUGGAUUCCAAGAGCCCGGCUGGUCUCCAAACCGCAUAUGUCAGUGACACUGAAGUGGAGAUGCGGGACGAGGGGGCCACAGCCACACUGCCCACUCAGCCUGUGGGCGACUACGGUGUUAGUGAGAAGAAAGGCCGGGUCUACACCAUUUGGCACCUGUUCAGAACACCGCAGAUUAGGCGGAUAUCACUGGUGAUGAUUUUCACGUGGUUUGUCAACAGUCUGGUGUACUACGGUCUUUCUUUGAACACCGACAGUUUAGCCGGCAACCCUUAUCUAAACUUCUUCCUUAGCGGUGCGGUAGAGAUCCCUGCUUACAUAGUCUCCACUGCAGUCGUUACUUGGUUUGGCCGUCGGAUACCACUCUGCGUGUUUCAUGUGGCUGGAGGAAUCGCGUGCAUUGUGACCGCCUUCAUUCCUCAGACAACAGAGAGCGGGGUGGAUCUUUCAGCACUUAUUAUCUCCACCGCCAUGUUGGGGAAGUUCGGAAUUGCUGGCUCCUAUGCUAUCGUGUUUCUUUAUGCCACUGAACUUUUCCCAACUGUCACAAGGAAUCUGGGAGUUGGCAUGUCGUCCUUCUCAUCACGUGUUGGAGGCAUCCUCGCUCCGAUUAUCAUGUAUCUCGAGAAAUUUGCUGCUUGGGCGCCCAUGGUCAUAUUUGGAGGGUUGUCUGUUAUCGCUGGGCUGUGUGUGUUGGUUCUUCACGAGACGCUGGGAAAGAAACAGCCACAGACUAUCGACGAAGUCGAGGGGACACAGUGAACAUGCUCGGAUUGAGACGUGAUAAGGCGAGAUGUAACCUGACAAAAUCAAGGCAAGACCAUGGAGGAAGGCAAAACGAUACGACCGGAGAUUUUGUCACUCAGAGGAAUCGAUUCAUCGUCGUGCAUUUAUCCUUCUAGUAACAUUUUAGUAACAAAGUAUUUAAAACCUUGUGCCUGCUCAAGGCUUUCUUUUGUGCACUAAAAUUUAUAUUUGCACGUGCACUUUAGUGCAUAUUUAAACAUUUUCAGUCAAGGCCUUGGUUUGGGGUCCACAAACGGAAGGUGAUUAGGAAAUCAGCAAAGUCGAUAGUUAAGCGUGUAAUCUGCUAAAAACAGAAACGCAAGUCGUGUCCUAUCUGUUACUUUGAUGGCACCAGUCUCACUUUCGCUCGGUACAGAAAUACACAGAAGUUAGUGAUGAUCCUAAGGCACUUCUGCCCGGAAACAAAGUGUUACAUGUACAUGGGGAGCUUUUGCAUAUCCGGCAAUUUGCGCCCCUUGUUAAAACUUCAUGGCGUAGAGCAAUUAUGAUGACUGGCAAACAAUAAAAUGUACAAGCCCCGUUACGGGAUAGGAAGUGCCACGGCUUUCAUAAAUAGGCCUACACGGGUUCGUUUGCAAUCUUUAAUCUUGGACCACCGUCGCUUCAAAGGGAAGAAGUGCAAUGCUUUGGUGGGGGAUGGGGCAAUGCUGUCAUUUUAAGGGUAUGAAAUUGAGAUCAAACAGCACUAUUACCUUCCACUAACGAAUGAAAAUUAACUUCCAACUGUGGACCCAGAAACCAAGAUAUUUGCUACUGCAUGAAGAAGUCUGCUGAUGGAGAUGUAAGUUGUACGUUUCAGUACACUCUCUGUCUUGUUAUGCUUGUAUCUAUUUUUUUUAAAUCUGUAUCAAAUGCUGUUUUAAACCAAAUACUUUAUUUCGAACAGCAAACUCGUUGGAUUUGAGAUUAC
Acanthaster planci (crown-of-thorns starfish) is the source of this 3235-nucleotide messenger RNA. RefSeq names its product organic cation transporter protein-like. NCBI's taxonomy places the organism in Eukaryota, Metazoa, Echinodermata, Asteroidea, Valvatida, Acanthasteridae. Gene Ontology annotation, biological process: transmembrane transport. The record is from RefSeq and is a predicted model, not a curated record. Gene Ontology annotation, molecular function: transmembrane transporter activity.